GAAAUGGGUCCAGGUUCACCUCCGGACCGUCCUGUUCCCGCGGAAGCUGACGAAGUGUCCGAUUAUCAGUCAUCAAGCUCAGAGCCGUACAUAUCGUUCUCCAGCGACGGUCCUGCCGAUGACGAUUACGAUGAGGAAGAACCAGAGCCACAACCAUGGUUGCAACCAGAAGAAAUUGAACAUCCGAGACGUGAAAACAGAGAUGAUGACGGAUCGGAAAGUGAUUCGAGUUCUGAUUGUACUGAAGGAGCAGAAGCGACGCCUGAGCAAUGGAAAGAGCUCGAAAAAGAACUGGAUAAGGUCGUCGCGUUUAUGAAAGACAGUGAAGCGGCAAAAGCGACGGAAACUGAUCCUGUUAAACGUUAUAAGAAUCUCUGCCAACUUUCGAUGACUCUCAAAAUCAUGAGUCCCAGGGACGGUGGAUGGAAAAUUCUUCACGACAAGCGCACGGAAGCGGAGCAAUUGGCUAUUGAUCGUGCCAAUUUUGAUAUUCUCAAAUUCGUCUAUGCAAGGCAUCCGAUUGUGUUAUCGCGUGGGGAGAGUUUUAUCGGCCGAUUGGAGAAUAUUGAUAGAAAGUUAGCCGAAUUGAUUACUCAAUUCGUUGCCAACCACGACAAGCAUUCGUUUAGAGCGGGAAAUUUCUCUGUUGCCGUCGGUUUCGACGAAUUCCCACCGGUCUUAAAGUGGAGAACCACUGCCGAGAACAAGACGAUUAUGCUGAGGCCUGUCCUUGUGGACGGAGUCGCCGUGUUGAAUGCGACGAUGGAUGAUGACACGUGGAAGCCGUUCGCCGAUAGAACGAGAUAUUGCGAGAAUUGGAUCUAUGAGCCAGAUUUGAAUCUUCCGGUCAAACCGUUAGUCGAUAUCAUUCUUCUCUUCCUGAUUCGUGGCCACAAAGUCAAAGUGUAUCUCCCGAAAUAUUAUGAGGAUUUUGUAUCAGAUUGUGGAGUAUCGAAAGUUGAUGAUUUGGUGGCAUUCCGGACAUUGGUUGCAUUGGAUUUUAUCAAGUUUCAGCCGAUUACAGAAGCAUACAAUUAUAAAUGGUUCAACGUUGUUUCUGGUCUCGCGGAUCGCUCUGGCGCUGUUUUCGUCUCUUCGGCUGAAUAUCGUACCAGCAAAACGCCAAUCGAAUACUCAAAAUCGUCCGAACGAAUCAUUACUCCAUGUUUCUUGAACGCCGAUGAUCGGCUGAUGGUGUUGGAUCCAACGAUUCGUUAUAGAAAGACCGGAGAGAGCAACUACACGAAUAUCUCGUCUGAUGAAAUCCUCCAAUUCACUGACCAGGGCGACGAUCGUAUGAAGCUCGGCGAGCAACUGUUCCUCGAACAUCAAAUCGAAUUGAUUUGCUCCUUGUGCAAACUCUACCCGGUGAAACUGCUCAACAAAGUAGCCAUCAAGCAGCUCUUGGAGCUUGUCGUUUUUGCUGAAGCUGAUUUCGAGAUGCCUGGAAUGAGUGUGACGGACUACGAGCAGUUGUACAAUCGCUUCGAGCGCGGAGAGCUUUAACUCGAUCUCGUUUUUCCUUUUUCCUCAGCACUUUUUUGAAUAUACUGUAAUAUUUUAAUUUUUCAUGCUUUUAAUUUGUUAAACCUCAAUUUUAAAUUUGAGAAUAAAAUAAAUGGUUUUUUUUC
Molecule: messenger RNA, 1631 nt
Organism: Caenorhabditis elegans
Lineage: Eukaryota; Metazoa; Nematoda; Chromadorea; Rhabditida; Rhabditidae
Gene: nyn-1
Product: Zc3h12a-like Ribonuclease NYN domain-containing protein
Source: RefSeq, marked reviewed